Plasmodium coatneyi is the source of this 4569-nucleotide messenger RNA. RefSeq lists its product as uncharacterized. Bases 1 to 4569 code for a protein of 1522 amino acids. NCBI's taxonomy places the organism in Eukaryota, Apicomplexa, Aconoidasida, Haemosporida, Plasmodiidae. The transcript has a single exon. The record is from RefSeq and is a predicted model, not a curated record.
AUGUCAGGGGAAAAUAACUUUUUCCAUAACCCCUACUCAACGAACGUUAACUAUGAGGACGUAUCUACGCCGAAUGAAUACGGGGGUGUGUCCCAAGAGGGCGUCUUUUACAACAGCAUGGGGGAGGGGGUGUACAGCUACGACCCGAAUGGAAAUCUGUCGAAGGAGUUCCUGAAUCAGAACAUGAGCAGUUUUGGAGACAGAGGAAUUGGGGUAAACACUCAGAACAGCCAUAACUACCAUAACAACCAUAACAGCCAUAACAGUCAGAAUAAUCAGGGAAGCUACGGAGGGAUGAGUGGCGGAUAUGGAGGGAACUCCACGAGCAACUAUGGAAGGGCCUACAUGAACGAGCCAAGUAACUUCCAAGACAGGCCAGGAGGAAGCCACACGGGUCUGAAUGCCUCUAAGAACCUAACCUACGCAAACAGCAUGGACGGUAGGGACAGCAUACGCAUGGUUAGCAACCUCGGAGGAGUCCAGAACCUCCACAACGCAUUAAACGAUAUGGGCACGCUCAACAGAAUGGAAAAUGUGUUCAUGGGUAAGAAUGUAAAAAGGGGCAUGCAAAACACGUAUGGCGGUAUGAACAACGUAGGUAUUCCAGGGCAAGGCGCUAAAGGGGGGACGUUGAAUGUGCAAUCCCAUUUCAGUAAUUUGAAGAAUGCCAAUUGGUAUGGUAGGCAGAGGGUUUUGGAAAAUGUGAACAGCGUGGGUGGUGCAGACGGUCCUAGUGGAAAUGUGAAGAACAGACUGAUCAGCCAUGCGAACACGUUGACAAACCAUGGGAACACGUUGACAAACCAUGGGAACACGUUGACAAACCAUGGGAACACGUUGACAAACCAUGGGAACACGUUGACAAACCACACGAACACGCUGACUAGCCAGGCGAACACGCCCCAAAACAGGGGGGGGUUAAACAGUUGUGAUAGCCCGACCGGCUUCUCAGGAUUGGGAAACAUCCAAAGAGUGGAUGGCAUGAGCGGGUUUAGCAGCGCCAACGGGUUCGGCACCCCCAAUGGGUUCAGCAAUCCCAGCGGGUUCAGCAGUAUGAACAGCUUCGACAGCGUGGACAGUCAUCCUGGGGUGACCCACCCAAGCAGCGAUCUAAAUUCCAUUAAUAGCAGAAACGAUCUGUCAAGAGGAAAUAAUUACCACGUUUUAAGUGCAAACAACACGUAUGACAAUUACCAUAUGGGUGACUAUGCAACGGAUAGGGGUCUCAUGCGAAACCAUAAUGCCAUGCAGCAGGGGUACACCCCUAGCGGUAACUACAUGGAGGGCCAAAACAGCAAUAGGGUUACAAGCCCGCACAAUCUAAACAACACUUUUUCCAACCAGGGAACCAGUUACCUAGGUAGUAACAACAUACCUAACAGUUCCUACCUAAAAGGAAACAUGAGAAGUAACGUGAAGAGCAACAUAAAGAAUAGCAUGAAUAUUUUGGGCACGUCUUCAAAUGAGACCUUCAAGGAGGAGCAAGUGGUAUACAGCCCCCCCAAGGGAAACGCAGCCUAUGUAAUGCAGGGAACCGUUCGUGGUGGACGUAACGAUGAAAUUAGAGGCGACCUUCAGGGGGUCCAAAGUAGGAACCUCCCUCCGAAUGAGUACCCCUAUGAGCAUCCCCCCUUAAAUCAUCACUACAGAGGGGGGGCAGAAAAGUUACCUCUCCAGGGGAACAGAGGUACGCAGAAUGACCACAGCAUAAAUGUAAGGAACAGCCAAAUGGUGGAUCCUAGUGUGGCGUAUGGAGGAAACAGAGGGACCUUUUUUUACGGAAGUCAGUAUUCUGACCAAAGUUCCGUAUGGGGGGGGGACUACAACGCAGGACCCGUUUAUGAGAGGAGCGACUUCAAAGGAGGUUCCUCAGUUGGCGUUGGCGGUGCAGGUGGCGUUAUCAGUACAGGUGGUGUUAUCAGUACAGGUGGAUUCGAUAACUCCUACGGUAACAACUCCGCCAGCCUUUACAGCAACGAUUGUGCCAACUUUUACGGAAACGACUCAACCAACUUCUACGGCAACCAAUCAUCCACCACCUUUUACGGUAACAACGGCAGGCAGAUCAUUGGGGAGUCACCCACGCAGCAGGGGGUAUUGCACCCGCAAAUGUUCCUCGGUGCAGCGAACAAUAACACUUACCCCCAGCAGGUGAAAAAUAAAGCGAGACCAAGAAAAGGAAAGAAUAGCGGCCCAAAGGGGGAGGAAAAAAAAACAAGUACCAAUACCAAUACGCAGGAAAAAAAAACCGCAGUGAAAAAUAACAAGAGAGUCAAAACGAACAACCUAAAGGAUGGAAACGCACCAAACAUUACAAUGAAUGCAAGCAUUGGAAUGAGCCUUGGCACCAACAUUAACGCCGGUGCGUACUCCAAUACGAACAACGUGAGUGGAAACUACAAGGAUAAUAACUAUUUCCACCAUGGUAGUCCAAACGGAGGCACGCUGAACGUGUCGAAUGGUAGGGACUUUGGUAACUUUGACAGGGUACCUCCUGUGAGAGGACAUAUAACCGAAAAUGGUAUGCAUUCCCAGGGUGUAGGAACCGUUCAACAUGUUAAGGGUCACUCGUUCGAGGAAAAGGAGCAACUCCAACAGCAGACGCAACAUCCAACUGAGCGAAAAGGAAAGAUCACCCCAACUAAUGGUAAAUUCACGCUCAAUAAAGAUAUAGUGGAAAUGAUUCUACGGAACAAUAAGUAUUCUAUGGGGAAAAGUACAGACCAGGGGUUAAGUAACACAUACACGAACUUCCUAAUGAGUGUAAGUUCCUCCUAUUUGAAAACAAAAUUACAGGAAUAUAAAAAUGGAACGGGCAGCAAACCUAAUAGUGGUGACCACCCCCAUGUGGUAAACAAAGGUGUAGAAGGUUAUUCAUCCAAGGUGGGUGAUAAGGAAAGGGUAAAUGAGACGGGAGGGUUAACUCCCCCUAGUAGGACACUUGAAGGAAACAUUCCCUCAGGAGGGACAGAGCAGGGAUUCGCAACAGAUGCAUAUAUACCUAAUAAAGGAGUAACGAACGAAACGAUCGUACCUACAAUCAAAGCGGAAGUGCAGGAGGAACACCAACUGGGUGGAGCACAGGCAGAGAUGAAGGUCCAGGCAGAGGUGAAGGUCCAGGCAGAGAUGAAGAUCCAGGCAGAGGUAACGGUCCAAACAGAUGGAGACGGAGGAGGAGUCCCCUUGAAGAAAAAAGAAACUCGAGGAAGGAAAAAAAAAAUACAAAGCGUCCCUAUAAAUGAAGGAAACAUCCUCCUACAUAAAGAUGAAGGCGUAAAAUUGGAAGAGAAGGAAGUCAAGCGGAAGGGCAGGAAGAGAAAAAUCUAUAUAGACCCAGCUAGCCCAAAUCAGAAUGACAACGAAAUGGAGAGAAAAAAAAACGAGUAUGUAAAGAGCACGCCAGGGGAAGAAUGCCUAAUGAACAAUAUAAAAGAGGAGGGAGAAAAUUUUAAAAAUAAUGAAAUGGCAUUGUGUUUCAAAAGACCUAAAGGUGAAGGUCCAUUUGGAGACAACUACAAUGACUCCCCUCCAGAUGUCACAAGGAACGUUUUUCACCUCCUGAAUUAUAAGCUAAAAAAGUUCAGUGGAAAAAAUUGUCUUAACAGCCACGCAGAGGUGACUGUUCUAUUGAACCACUUCCUAAAGGUGGUGAGGAUUAUAAACCACCACAGGAAGAUGCUGCAGGGGGUGUACGGGCACCGGUUUAAGGUCCCCAGUGAGACUUGCCUGAGGAAUUACUUUGAAGCCAAGUUUCCUUUUAUACAAUGCUACAGGAAUAGGAUCUAUGAGUUGGCGGACGGGGGGGAUGGAGAGGAGGAAGAGAAGGAAGAGGAUGACGAAGUGGAAGAGGGGGAUGGAAAGGAAAAGGACGGUGUGAAGGUGGAAGUGGAAACCACAGUCGUAGUAACAGCCAAUGCAUGUAAUGGGCCACCGCUCACGGUAGAUAAUGCACCCAAUGACGACCUACCUACUGCAGUGUUCACAUCGGAGGGGCUCCUCACAAACAACGGUGCCUCCCCUCCUGCAGAAGGAACAAAAAUUGAGGAGAGCCAAUGUGGUGGUGUGCCCCCUCUGGUUAACCACGAAAAGGUCAGCGGAAAGUCAGAUAUGAUUAAGGAGGAAUCCUGUCCGAUACCAAGUUGGGAAACUUCCCAAAGAACAGUCCAAGUAGAACCCCCUGGUGAUCAUUUAAACGGAAUGAAAGGCACAAUGAAGGAAAGUUUACACUUCUCACAAGUUAACCCCCCUAGUGGUUAUGUAUCAUUGAAGGAUUGUAACAGUGGGGCAGACGGAAUAAGUGUGUCGAGGUGUGUCCUGCCUAACGAUAGUCCAGGCCAGGGGUACCCGUUGGGCGUUGCUGGCCCCACUGAGUACGUAUCGUCCAACUCGGUUACCUACGCAAUGUUGAACCCAACCACCUGCAUGACAAACUACCCCUCCGCCUUCCCCUGUGAGGAGUACCAAACGUAUGGCGCACAGCCGAACGGGCACACCCAGAACAACGCCCAACACCAUUUCAACCCUCACGUGAAUUCAGAAAAUAAGUUGAAUGGAGAUUCCUUCGGGUGA